Molecule: messenger RNA, 891 nt
Organism: Anolis carolinensis (green anole)
Lineage: Eukaryota; Metazoa; Chordata; Lepidosauria; Squamata; Anolidae
Product: oocyte zinc finger protein XlCOF19-like
Exons: 1
Coding region: 1-891 (296 amino acids)
Biological process (GO): regulation of transcription by RNA polymerase II
Cellular component (GO): nucleoplasm
Molecular function (GO): DNA-binding transcription repressor activity, RNA polymerase II-specific; RNA polymerase II cis-regulatory region sequence-specific DNA binding
Source: RefSeq, a predicted model, not a curated record
AUGGAGAUUGUUCGGAGCCAAAAUGGGCCAUCAAGCCAAGGCGGAAGCCACACGGAGGAGCUGAAAGCCAAAUCCUUUCCAUUUCAGGUGGGAGACAUGCACAAAAUCUUGGUCCAGCAAGAAAGCAAGAAAGAAAAAAAGGGGAUUGCUUUCCCCAGUGUUCACUGGAUAAUUCGCCCCGAGGAUGAGUCAGAUUUAAUGUUUGCAAAGACUUUUAAUCAGAGUGGAAACCUCACUGAAUGUGAAACGCUUCAGGAAAGGACUAGUUCCAACAUAUACCUGAAUCAAAGUAUUUCUGCAGAUGAGAGACAGUGCAUGAAUUCAGAUCUUGGUGAGAUGAAACAUCCAAAGAUCCAAAAAGGGGAGAAGCUGUUUAAAUGUUUGGAGUGUGAGAAAUGCUUUGGUCAAAGCACCCAUCUCACAUCACACCAAAUCAUCCACACAGGAGAAAAACCGUACUGCUGCGGGAAAAGAUUCAACAAGAGUGUCAACCUUUUUAAGCAACAAAAGAUUCACAAGGGGGAGAAACCACACUGCUGCCCGGAUUGCAGCAAAAGUUUUGCAGCCAAGCCGAGCCUCAUUCAACACCAAAGAGUGCACACAGGGGAAAAACCCUAUACAUGUACGGAGUGCGGAAAAAGUUACAGUUCCCGAGGAAACCUUAGGGUCCAUCAACGGAUGCACACAGGGGAGAAGCCAUUUUCCUGCUCCGAAUGUGGCAAGAGCUUCAGCGACCAGUCCAGCUUUGUUAGACAUAAGAGAAUCCACACCGGAGAGAAACCGUACACCUGUGCAGAGUGUGGGAAAAGCUUCAGCCAAAGUAGCAGCCUGACUUUACAUCAGAGAAUCCAUGCCAAGAGAAGCUGCCACACAAAACUCAGCAUUUGCUGA